Sodiomyces alkalinus F11 is the source of this 1180-nucleotide messenger RNA. RefSeq lists its product as hypothetical. Lineage: Eukaryota; Fungi; Ascomycota; Sordariomycetes; Glomerellales; Plectosphaerellaceae. The record is from RefSeq and is a predicted model, not a curated record. The coding region runs from base 191 to 1096 and encodes 301 amino acids. The transcript is spliced from 3 exons.
CUCGUAUACGUGUGCACGAUUCACAGUGCACACAUGACAGGCGGCGUCGUCGAGGACAUGCAAGCAGCUCGAUCCUCUUCCCUCGCGCAUUCGUCCUGACUUUUUCGAGCGACGACGGUCAAUCAGUAUCGCCAUCUUCGCCCUUCACCUCUAUGCUCUUCCUCUCCUCCGCCCAUUGAAAUCAGACACCAUGAUCUCGCCGACACCACCCCGUCUGCUCAGGGCCCUCCUGACCGUCAUCGCCCUGCAAUCGACCUCCGUCGCCUCCAUCUGGAUCUCCGUCGACGCCGACGGCACCGCACACACCAUCACCCCGACCACCGACGUCGUAGGCGGCGCCACCACCACCAUCGAUGCCGUUCCGUAUUCCCUGACCGGCCGCGUCUUCACAAUCACCCAGACCGAUGGCGCCGUCACCACCAGCUCCGGCAACCCCCCUCCGCCCCGUGCGACCGACUCGGACGGCGGUCGCGGUUACUUUAUCCCCUGCCGAUGGAACGCCAACUCGGCCAUCUCCCCGUUCUGCAACCCGCGCGACAGGUCCGAGCUGUAUGCUGAAGAGCCCUAUUACAUCACCUGGGACGACCACGGCGUCCCCGAAGGAAGCGGUCGCCUCGUAGGCUACCUCGUCAGCUCGAUCGGCGCACGACGGUCGAACACCCCCCUCUUCACCUUCGACGUCGCCCUCCGCGACGGCCACCACGCCUGGACCCCCACCGAAUCCGACCUGAACGGCAGCGACGUCUUCAGCUUCAUCGAGCUCGUCCUCAGCUACGAGGGCUACAACCGCACCGGCCCCGUCGUCAGAGUCCUGCCCCCGCGCGACGAGAUCCCCGAGGAGAGCAACGACGGGGGAAGCGGCGGUGGCGGUGGUGGUGGCGGCGGGCCGAACGUCCUGGCGAUCGUUUUGCCCAUCGUCUUUGUCGUGUUGGCCAUCUUUGGUGCCGCGUUUGCCUUCUUCGUUAUCCGCAGGCGGAGACGCAAUGCUGCGGGUACUGGCCCGGCGGCCAAGCGCGUGAGCAACGCUCUGGGGGCAUCUGGUCCCGGGGUGGCGGGGAAAGGGAGAGGCAGUGAGGACUGGAGUCUUUGGUCUUGAGAGGGGACGGACAGCUGUGGCCGCAUGAGGAGGAACCUUUUUUUAUUUCUUUUUAUUUUUAUGUCAUGGGAUGAUGGGUCUUAA